AUGCGAUGGCGUCACAUUCAGCUGUCAUUUGGCGCGUUCACGUUUGUUUUAUCUCUUCACUGUUUCCUCCAUUGGCCAAUAUCUAUGUCUCCGAGGCGAAACCCAAAAUUUGAUACGGAACCAACAUAUUGUUCUCGUCUGCUUAACAUCAGCAAAGGCCCGUUACAGCAGAUGACAGAAGAGAAAGUAGACAGAGUUUCAUUACAGUUAAGAGCGAGAAUUGUUGGCCUGUCUCCAGUAACUUUGCCCUUUCUCUUUCUUCCCUGUUGUCGGAGACUACUGUCUACUGCAUACUCGACCUUGGGCCUAGACCAAAUCGUUGACUUGUUACCGGGGUAUUUAUUGAUAGCCACCCGAAAUACUCUAUCUAAAUUGCUUUUAGUCCGGAUUAUCAGUACGCAGUUACGUGACGGGUUUUCCGUUAUUUCUGUUUUUAUCUUUCUUUCUUUCUUUCUUUCUUUCUUUUUAUUUCUUUCUUUCUUUCUUUCUUUCUUUCUUUCUUUCUUUCUUUCUUUCUUUCUUUUCUUUCUUUUUUCUUUUACUGAUACCAAGCAUCGAUAUGUCUUUUCCGGUUUUCCGUUAUUUCUGUCUUUAUCUUUCUUUCUUUCUUUCUUUCUUUCUUUCUUUCUUUUUCUUUCUUUCUUUCUUUCUUUCUUUUCUCCCUUUCUUUCUUUCUUUCUUUCUUUCUUUUCUUUCUUUCUUUUCUUUCUUUCUUUCUUUUCUUUCUUUUUUCUUUUACUGAUACCAAGCAGCGAUAUGUCUUUUCCGGUUUUCCGUUAUUUCUGUCUUUAUCUUUCUUUCUUUCUUUCUUUCUUUUCUUUCUUUCUUUCUUUCUUUCUUUCUUUCUUUCUUUCUUUCUUUUCUCCCUUUCUUUCUUUCUUUCUUUUCUUUCUUUCUUUUCUUUCUUUCUUUCUUUCUUUCUUUUCUUUCAUUCUUUUCUUUCUUUUUUCUUUUACUGAUACCAAGCAGCGAUAUGUCUUUUCCGUCUUUCCACGCGAUCAAAACGGAACAGUUUAUUAUCUAACACGUAAUGGCAGGGUGUUUUUUUCUUUAUUUUUUUUCUUUCUUUGUUUACUUUCUUUCUUUUCUCUCUCUUUAUUUUUCUUUCUUUUUUUACCUUCUUUCUUUCUUUUUCUUUCUUUCUUUGCUUCUUUCUCUCACUGA
This is a messenger RNA of Acanthosepion pharaonis, 1164 nucleotides long. NCBI's taxonomy places the organism in Eukaryota, Metazoa, Mollusca, Cephalopoda, Sepiida, Sepiidae. The record is from the annotation of a GenBank genome assembly.